AAAUAUUAGCUUCUUAGAUCAUUAGAUUUGUGUGCAUUAAGGCAGUAUAACCGAAAAUAGAGUCUAUAAUCGAUCCGCCACUGGUUAUCAUUGCCUCUAAAAAUACCGUUCAGUCUUUUCAAGACCCUUAUAAAAACACAUAUGAGAUCCCCCUUUUUUUAUUUCCCUUGUUGUUUCUUUUUUCUUACUUAUCAUUAACUAAUUUGUUUCUUGAGACAUGACUUACAACGCAUUUUAUGGUACCAUUGUGCAUUCAAUCUCGCUGAAUCAACUUGACAUUGUGUGCAAUGGCCUGCUCGUAGUGGACAAUGACACGGGCAGCAUUGUUACCAUGGAGCGUGAAGUGGAAGACGUUGUCAAGGUUCUAGAAAGGCUCGAUCGGCCGUACAAGCUGCAUCGACUGACGCCACAGCAAUUCCUGUUUCCCGGCUUCGUAGAUACACACGCUCAUGCACCACAAUACGUGUUUGCAGGCUCGGGCAUGGAUCUGCAGCUCCUCGAAUGGCUCAACACAUACGUGUUCCCUGCGGAAUCCUCGUUCAAGUCGCCAGCGGUUGCCAAAGACGCAUACAACAAGGUCGUGUCGCGAUUCCUACGCAAUGGCACUACGACUUGCAGCUGGUUUGCAACAAUUCACCUGGAUGCCUGUAAAUUACUUGUGGACACUAUCGAACAAUUGGGCCAGCGUGCCUAUGUCGGCAAAGUUAACAUGGAUCAAAACAGCCCUGACUACUACAUUGAACCCACAGAAGCCAGUUUGAACGAUACCAGAGAAUUCAUCGAGUACACACAAUCGAAAAAGACCAUCAUCACACCCGUCGUAACACCACGGUUCGCCAUCACCUGUUCAUCCGCAUUAAUGCAUGGCCUAGGCAAGUUGGCUCAAGAACACGACGUGCCGAUUCAGACACACCUCUGUGAAAACCCCAACGAAAUCGACUUUACGUGCUCCUUGUUCCCUGAAUCAAAAGACUACACCAGUAUUUAUGCAGAUCACGGUCUGCUUGGCGAAAAGAGCUACAUGGCCCACUGUGUAUACAUGACGGAUGACGAGAUUGAUAUGCUUGCCAAACACAACACGGGUGUAUCACAUUGCGCCAAUUCCAACUUUUCUUUGCACAGUGGCGUGUGUGAUGUGCGCCGCUUCUUGAACAAGGGCAUCAAGGUCGGUCUGGGUACGGAUGUCGCCGGUGGAUUUGCACCAUCGAUGCUCGAUGCAGUUCGGUCGUCGUUCUUUGCUUCCAAGUGCACACUUAUGGCCCAUCGCGAUCGCAAGCAGGAUUAUGAGCAUUUGGGAACGGCUGAGCUCGUGUAUUUGGCAACGUUGGGCGGUGCUCGGGUACUCGGUCUUCAUGAUACCACUGGCAAUUUCGUAGUUGGCAAGGCCUUUGAUGCAUUGGUCGUGGAUCUGGAUAGCCAAGGCCCUGUGGAUCUAAUGGGUAACGAGACGCCUCUGCAGAUGGUCGAGAAGUUUUUGUUUAAUGGGAGCGAUCAGUCACUCGCCCAUGUCUUUGUGCAAGGUCGCCGAGUUGCCGGAUCGAUGUCUUCACCGUAGAAAUUACAAAGAUAGUAAUUAAUUUUGGUACGCGCACGGGCCAUGUGUCGUACGUUAUACACAUCAAAAUCGGAUAAAUCUUCUUUAGCAAUUACAUUUAUCGACUCUUAGUAGUUAGCCUAACCCAUUGAUCAAAAAUUCUGGAAUAUGAUACACGUGAAUUGUGUUAAUACACAUAAUAUCAUAUCAGUGAUGCCUUUGUACCUC
Molecule: messenger RNA, 1762 nt
Organism: Zychaea mexicana
Lineage: Eukaryota; Fungi; Mucoromycota; Mucoromycetes; Mucorales; Lichtheimiaceae
Product: guanine deaminase
Exons: 4
Coding region: 218-1555 (445 amino acids)
Biological process (GO): guanine catabolic process
Cellular component (GO): cytosol
Molecular function (GO): guanine deaminase activity; zinc ion binding
Source: RefSeq, a predicted model, not a curated record